AUAGAUUCUACAUACUAAUUGCAGCCAUUAAUAGUUGGUCGACCUUAAUAGUUUCAUGUACGUGUGGAAUAAGUGCAGUCCCAGCUCAGGAGCACGUAAAUCUCAUAUUUUGUGUUGAUUUGAUUUGAAGGGAAGACUUACAUCUCGCCAUGUCUACGGAACCGGGAGUAGAGAAGGUGCUAGUAACAGGUGCUUCAGGGUACAUAGCAACUCACAUCGUGCAGCAGCUCCAGGAAGCUGGGUACAAGGUCAGAGGGACUGUCAGGAGUCUGACCAAUCCCAAGAAAGUUGGACCACUCAAGGAACUCUGUCCCAAUGCAGCUCAUGAACUGGAACUGGUGGAAGCCGACCUUACCAACGAGGCAUGCUGGAAAGAUGCUGUCCAGGGGUGUAGCCAUGUCAUCCACACCGCCAGCCCUUUCCCAGACAAGAGCCCUAAGGAUGAGAACGUAGUCAUCAAACCUGCUGUCGAGGGUACUACCAACGUUCUCCAAGCAUGUGUGGAUGUGGGUGGGGUCAAGAGGGUGGUAUUGACCAGCUCUGUCGCUGCAAUCAGUGAUUUAACAGAAACUAACACAGAACCUAUAACAGAAGAAACAUGGAGGAAUAUGAACAGCCCUAUGGAAGAUGCUUAUGGGAAAAGCAAGGCAUUAGCAGAGAAAGCGGCAUGGGACUUUGUAGAGAAACUACCAGCUGAAUCCAAAUUUGAGUUGGCUGUCAUCAACCCAUCCAUGGUUCUUGGUCCUGUCAUCUGCGGAGUUCCAGGAACCAGUGUAGAGGUGAUCCGACGUAUCCUAGAACGAGACCCGCCUGCCAUUCCCAAGCUGAACUUCCCUGUAUGUGAUGUCAGGGAUGUUGCUAAGGCUCAUGUCGUCGCUAUGACACACCCUGAUGCACCAGGUCAUCGUCAUAUUGUUUCUCCACACAACAUGUGGUUUCGAGAAAUGGCAGAUGUUCUCAGGGAGGAGUUUAGAGACAAAGGUUACAAGCCCCCGAGAAUGAUGGCUCCACCUCUACUACUCAAGAUGGUCAGCUGGUUUGAUUCCACUGUCAAGUAUAUCCUACCACUCCAGGGACAUAAAACCACAUUGUCUAAUCACAGGUUAACUGAAGUACUUGGCAUCAAACCAUACGAGCCCAAGGAAUCGCUGAUAGACAUGGCUUACACCUGCAUAGAUAAAGGCUUCAUCGUCAGGAAGAAAGAAUAUGUCAAUCCCAAGACUCAACAAACACAAACAACAGAGGGCGCUAGUGCUUCACCUUAGAAAUCUGACUUGACCUACAGUGCAACUCAAUCAUACAAGUAUUAUACAAACCUUUUUUACAAAGCCUUUUGAUUGAUCAUAAAGUUAAUAUUGAGCGUAAAUCUAUGGCUCAUCAUCAAACUUCAAACUUGAGAUCAAUCAUGACUCUUUAUAAAACGCGGCCGUGAUGUGAUUAUUAUUUCUAUGUUAAGAGCAAUCAUGAUCGCAAGAAACUUGAGAAAUCAACUGCAGGCGUUUUCAAUGGCCUUGCCCAACAUCUUUUAUGAUAUAUGCAAAGUUUGCAUUGCAAAUACAGUCAAACCUGUCUAUAGCGACCGCCCAAGGGAAACACAAAAAGUGGUCUUUGUAGACAAGUUCUUUAAAGGUACUAUGUCCCUUUUGCA
Molecule: messenger RNA, 1648 nt
Organism: Strongylocentrotus purpuratus (purple sea urchin)
Lineage: Eukaryota; Metazoa; Echinodermata; Echinoidea; Camarodonta; Strongylocentrotidae
Product: putative NADPH-dependent methylglyoxal reductase GRP2
Exons: 8
Coding region: 150-1265 (371 amino acids)
Molecular function (GO): oxidoreductase activity, acting on the CH-OH group of donors, NAD or NADP as acceptor
Source: RefSeq, a predicted model, not a curated record